AUGGGGAACGUGACCUCCAGAGCUCGAGAGAGCACUGGCGCACCAUCAUACGAGGUGGACAAGGGGCUGACGUCACAAGUUCUCUACGAGGUGGAACAGAUUCGGAUCCAGACAGCGAUCACUUCAGAGGCUAAGAACGAUGUCGAGCACAACCAAAUAGCAAUCUCUUCAGAGGCUAAGGACGAUGUCGAGCACAAUCAAACAGCAAUCACUUCAGAGGCUAAGGACGAUGUCGAGCACAACCAGACCAAUCAGACAGCGAUCACUUCAGAGGCUAAGAACGAUGUCGAGCACAACCAAACAGCAAUCACUCCAGAGGCCGAGAACGAUGUCGAGCACAACCAAACAGCAAUCACUUCAGAGUCUGAGAACGAGGACAAUAAGACUCAACCAGUCGACGAAGAUGAAGAUGGAGGGGACGGCGAAACACAUACAAAAGAGGUUCACUUUGAAGACGAGGAUGUGCUGAAGAUUCGUCGUCACAAGUGGACUAUUCGAAUGUUACAUGAACGUGACGAGCGCAUGAAGAAAAUCAUCGAGGAGAUGUCUGCUGGUCAACUCAAACACUUGCGCGAUCAAGACCCCGAUGACCUUGGUAUGGACUAUGCGAGACCCAAGAAGUAUCGACCGUCAACAGAUGAUAUCAUAUCAAGAAUUGCCAUAGGCUCUCGCAUGUACAAAUUCAGAGAGAAGACGAAAUUACGAGCGCUCGCUGAAGAUGAACGUGAAACGGUCAUUGAUAAAGUCGCGCAAGAUCUCAACAUUUCACGUGACGAUAUCGAAGGCAUCGUCAAAGAGUUGAUUGUCCAUCAGGAGAGGCUGGACACCACUGCAAAGAAUAUUGAAGAUUACAAGGCAGAAAAGGAAAUUUCCCACCUACUAUUGAUGAGACUUGGCUCGCUGUUCGAUUCAGAUCAGGAUUAUCAAAUCAAGUUCAAAGGUUACCAUCAAUUUCUUGAGUGGAUCUUUGUUGUUGUCCUUGUUCUGGCAGCGCCUUUCAUUUUCUGGUUGUUUCGAAAUGGAACAAGUUCAGACUUCGUCCUUGCAAGCAUCAUCGGUAUAGUUUCUUCAGUUCUGUCCAUGGUCUUGAAGACAACAUCCGAGUCUGUGCUGAUGAAAUCUAUUCGAUGCAACUUGCUGGUGAGUGUGAUGGUUCGAAUGCAGUGGGUAGUGAUGAUUAUGGACACAUUGGCGAAUGUGAGGGCAAAUGUCACUUGUAUCAAUAUCCCCUCCCUUUCGCUGUCUUUGGUUUUCAUUACUUUUCUGCAGCAGAUCAACAUUGUUGGCGGCAAAAAGCAGACCGUGAAACGAAUGACUGAGUUCAUCACUAUUUGUUGUACCAUUUACGCUGCAAUCAUUGCUCCGGUGCUGAGUUUCUUCGAGAAGUUGGCUCUUGUAAUCUACAUCAUUUCAGGAUUUGUAGACGCUCUAUCGGAUCAGAUUGCCUUUCCAUGGUCUGUGCAGGAGAUUUACCUUGUGAAAGAAGACCAAGACAAGUCACCAAAAUAUCUCUCACUUAUGGCCAGGAUUGUUGUCUGCACCAUAAUCUCACUUGUGUCUGAGAAGGUUGCAGUGCUUUCAUACAAGCCUUUGCCGUCGGAGACCGGUGUGUCCUAUGAAAUGCAAAAGAUCAAGAGAGUUGUCACUCCUGUCCUGCCUGAUGUCGCUAUCAACUGCUCCGGUAACAUAUCGCUCACCAUCACCGGAGAACCGAUCACCUUCGACCCGACCGUGCUCGCCCUGCAUGUCGCAAAGAAAGAUUUCUGCGAACUGAGCAUGAAUCUAGACUCUGCCAAGAUUUCCAGCAACUGUACCUUGUGGCCUUCUCUACCAGGAUGCGAGGGGAAAGUCAUUCCAUUUUCCGGCAUCAUCGAACAAGGUCUGGGAGCGAAGGAAAUCCGUUCAUGUCUGCAGAUCAAUCAAGAAUGCGGCUCAGAAACAAGCUGCGGCAAGAUGGGCUGCAAGAUAAAAUCGGACGAUCCUCAUCGGACGGAUUGUUCCCGCUGCUUCACAGGCUUCAAGGAUGACGUCGUAGGGUUUCUGUGGUCCGUUCCUGUCCCCUUGAGCUCUUUGGUGGCGUUCAUCGUCCUCGUUCUAACGCUCAUCAUCUCAACGUUCAGAGUCAAGUUCGAACUCCAGCGUGAGGCUCUUGCUUACGACGUCAUGCACCCGAUCAGAGACAAAGUGCUUGAGGUUGCUACAGAAUGCAAAUUUCUGAAUCACAUGAAGCUGGUGAGCUGGCAAGAAUUCUCGCGCAGCAAAGAUGAUGCUGAAAGUGCUGAGAUCGUUGUGGUCCAAUAA
Molecule: messenger RNA, 2301 nt
Organism: Guillardia theta CCMP2712
Lineage: Eukaryota; Cryptophyceae; Pyrenomonadales; Geminigeraceae
Exons: 1
Coding region: 1-2301 (766 amino acids)
Source: RefSeq, a predicted model, not a curated record